Messenger RNA from Lindgomyces ingoldianus, 4153 nucleotides. Its product is annotated as RNA polymerase II second largest subunit. The transcript has 3 exons. Bases 225 to 3986 code for a protein of 1253 amino acids. Lineage: Eukaryota; Fungi; Ascomycota; Dothideomycetes; Pleosporales; Lindgomycetaceae. Gene Ontology annotation, cellular component: RNA polymerase II, core complex. Gene Ontology annotation, molecular function: DNA binding; ribonucleoside binding; DNA-directed RNA polymerase activity. The record is from RefSeq and is a predicted model, not a curated record. Gene Ontology annotation, biological process: DNA-templated transcription.
UAGCUCCCCUCUUCUCUGCCAAACCUUUUUCGCAUCUACCUUUACCAGUGACCCAUCUAUGCUGGCCCUCUCCUCACUAAAGUCCAUUGUCUCUCACUGAAAGCUGAACUUUCUUUGAUCAACAGGACUCCGCGCUGUGUUGCGCUCCCUCUCCUCCUCCCCCGUCGCCAUCCGCCACCUCUUUCACAUCGACUUAACUCGUCUUCGUAGAGAUCCCUCCAAACAUGGCCGACUACGAUGACUACGAUGACGAAUACUAUGAAGAGGACGAUAGUUUGAUUACGGCGGAGGAUUGCUGGGCAGUCAUCACCUCGUUUUUCGACACCAAAGGUCUUGUCUCACAGCAGCUCGACUCUUACGAUGAGUUCACGCGGAAUACUAUCCAGGAUAUUGUUAGAGAGAAUGGGCACGUAAUUCUCGAGCAGAAUACGCCCUACAACCCAGAAGAGGAAGAGAAUCCAAUCGUCAAGAGGCGCUAUGAGAUUACCUUCGGUCGAGUCUAUCUGGCUCGGCCCACCCACACCGAAGGCGACGGAACCACACAACAGCUAUUUCCUCACGAGGCGCGACUGCGCAAUCUCACAUACUCCGGCGCCAUGAUGGCUGACAUCGACAAUCGGAUAAUGGUCGCCCGAGAAGCGCCUGUCAGCGCCGAGGGAGAUGUGGAUAUGGAAGGCAAUACCGGGGGAGCUACGCGUAUCGAGUGGACACGUGAAGAUGAGCCCCAAAUUCUCCAGCCCGGUGAAGAGGCUAGGGUUUUUAUUGGAAAACUCCCGGUUAUGCUCCGGUCUGAGCUCUGUCAUCUGCGCUCUCAGACCGACGAGGCGCUCUUUGGCCUUAACGAGUGCCCUUAUGACCAGGGCGGAUACUUUGUCAUCAACGGUAGCGAGAAAGUCCUGAUCGCCCAGGAGCGAAGCGCUGCCAAUAUCGUGCAGGUGUUCCGAAAGAAACAGGGACCCAUUCCAUGGACCGCCGAAAUUCGUAGUGCUGUCGAGAAAGGAACUCGUCUUAUCUCCUCCUUCAACAUCAAGUGGGCCGAAAACUCGCUUGUCUUGAAGCGCACACCUGGUCCCUUCGCUUACGCCAUGCUUCCAUAUAUCAAGGCAGAUGUCCCUAUGUCGGUUGUCUUCCGCGCCCUUGGCAUCGUCUCUGAUGAGGAUAUUCUGAACCACAUUGUGUACGAUAGGAACGAUACUCAGAUGCUCGAACUACUGAAGCCGAGUAUUGAAGAGGGUGCCAUGAUCCAAGAUCGUGAAAACGCGUUGGACUGGAUUGCCAAACGAGGUAACACGACAGGGACAAAAGACAGGCGUCUCAAGUUUGCAAGAGAUAUUAUGCAGCGUGAGUUCCUGCCACACAUUUCUCAAAAGGAGGGGCAAGACACCAGGAAGGCUUUCUUCUUUGGCUACAUGAUCCACCGUCUCCUACAGUGCGUGCUCGGCCGCCGAGACGAAGAUGACCGUGAUCAUUUCGGCAAGAAGCGUUUGGAUCUCGCUGGGCCUUUAAUCGCGAACUUGUUCCGAGUUCUAUUCCUCAAGCUUACUAAAGACGUCUACAAAUACCUCCAGAAGUGCGUGGAGAACAACCAGGACUUCAACGUCCAGAUGGCGGUAAAGGCUAGCGUCAUAACCAAUGGUCUCAAGUACUCGCUCGCGACUGGAAACUGGGGUGAUCAGAAGAAGGCUGCUUCGGCUAAGGCUGGUGUCUCGCAGGUGUUGAAUCGGUAUACGUACGCGUCGACAUUGUCGCAUCUUCGUCGAACCAACACUCCUGUCGGUCGUGAUGGCAAGCUUGCCAAACCGCGCCAGCUGCACAACACUCAUUGGGGCUUGGUGUGUCCUGCCGAAACUCCAGAAGGACAGGCUUGUGGCUUAGUCAAGAAUCUCUCGCUGAUGUGCUACGUAAGUGUUGGUAGCGAGAGCACACCCAUCACAGAUUUCAUGAGCCAGCGGAACAUGGAACUACUGGAAGAGUACGAUCCUGUCCAGAACCCCGCCGCUACUAAAGUGUUCGUCAACGGUGUCUGGGUUGGUGUGCACUCGCAGCCAUCACAGCUCGUCUCGGUCGUGCAGGAGCUCCGCCGGAAUGGAACAUUGUCCUACGAGAUGAGUCUCAUUCGCGAUAUCCGAGAUCGAGAAUUCAAGAUCUUCACAGAUGCCGGCCGAGUCAUGCGGCCGUUGUUUGUCGUUGAGACAGACUAUAAGAAACCUAAUCGUGGAAGUCUAAUACUAGACAAGGCGAAAAUUCAGAAGCUUCUCAAGGACAAAGAAAUCGACACUUCCGGGUACAGCGAUGAGGAGGCCGCACAAAUGAAGUACGGCUGGAGAGGUCUCAUCCACGAUGGUGUCGUCGAAUACCUUGACGCCGAAGAGGAAGAAUCUGCCAUGAUCAUUAUGACCCCCGAAGAUCUGGAAGACCACCAGAACCUCAUGUCUGGUAACCCUACGUCUGAAGACACCACGACCGAUCACCACAAGCGUAUCAAGCCUAAGCCCAAUCCUUCAGUGAAGACUUAUACGCAUUGCGAGAUUCAUCCCAGUAUGAUCCUUGGUAUCUGCGCUAGCAUCAUCCCCUUCCCCGAUCAUAAUCAGUCUCCUCGUAAUACAUACCAAUCUGCUAUGGGUAAACAAGCCAUGGGCGUUGCGCUUACCAAUUACGCUCUCCGAAUGGAAACCAUGAUGAACGUCCUAUACUACCCUCAGAAGCCGCUGGCUACUACUCGAUCUAUGGAAUAUCUCAAAUUCCGUGAGCUUCCUGCCGGGCAAAAUGCUAUCGUGGCUAUUGCUUGUUACUCUGGGUACAAUCAGGAAGAUUCCGUCAUCAUGAAUCAAAGCAGCAUUGAUCGAGGUCUCUUCAGGAGUUUAUUCUACCGCGCGUACACGGAACAAGAGAAACGGAUCGGAGUCAAUGUUUUGGAACAGUUCGAGAAACCGACACGGGCUGACACGCUGAGGCUGAAGGGCGGUACCUACGACAAGCUCGACGAUGAUGGUGUCGUUGCUCCCGGUGUCCGUGUGUCUGGGGACGAUAUAAUCAUCGGAAAGACGGCUCCCAUCCCAACAGACGCAAAGGAACUCGGUCAGAAGACCGCAAUGCAUACAAAGCGUGAUGUCUCAACUCCGCUCAGGAGUACUGAGAAUGGUAUCGUCGAUCAAGUCCUUUUCACAACGAACACAGAAGGUCUCCGCUUUGUCAAAGUCCGCACUCGAACGACGAAGGUCCCCCAAAUCGGCGACAAAUUCGCCUCUCGUCACGGCCAGAAAGGUACUAUCGGUAUCACAUACAAGCAAGAAGACAUGCCUUUCACCCGUGAAGGUCUAACACCCGAUCUUAUCAUUAACCCGCACGCCAUUCCAUCCCGUAUGACUAUUGCUCAUUUAGUCGAGUGCUUACUCUCCAAAGUCGGGUCCCUUCGCGGCUGCGAAGGUGAUGCAACCCCAUUCACCGACGUCACUGUCGAGGGUGUCUCCAAGCUCCUCCGCGAACACGGCUACCAAUCCCGUGGCUUUGAGGUUAUGUACAACGGGCACACUGGCAAGAAACUCCGCGCACAAAUCUUCCUAGGACCAACAUAUUAUCAGCGCCUUAGGCAUAUGGUGGAUGACAAGAUUCACGCCCGUGCACGAGGCCCGUUACAGAUUCUGACAAGACAGCCGGUUGAGGGUAGGGCAAGAGAUGGUGGUCUGCGUUUCGGAGAGAUGGAGCGCGAUUGUAUGAUUGCGCACGGUGCGGCUGCUUUCCUCAAGGAGAGGCUAUUCGAAGUCAGUGAUGCGUAUACGGUACAUGUGUGCGAUAUUUGCGGGUUGAUGAGUCCGAUUGCGCAAAUCCGGAAGGGCCAGUACGAGUGCAGGCCGUGUCACAACAAGACCAAAAUCUCUCAAAUACAGAUCCCGUACGCCGCCAAGCUGCUUUUCCAAGAGCUGAUGAGUAUGAAUAUUGCGUCGCGUAUGUUCACUACAAGGACUGGGAUUAGCGUGAGAGAUUAAAACCACAACCCCAACUCCCUUUAGCAGACUCCUCGCCAACAAUGCUCUAAAGAAAAGGAAAAAGAAAAGCAAUGUUUGAGGUAUCUUACCACAUAUAUCCCUAAAACCAAAAGAACCAACCAUACACCUCCCAAAUCUUAAUGGUUUCCACCCAAAGCAGCCUCUUU